AUGCCUCGCGCCAUCCACUUCAUCUUCCCCGAGGCGAAGAAAAGGGCUAGCCAGCGCCCUUCGGCCUGUGUUGUCAUCCAAGACGCCCAUCUCGGCGCGAGAGGUGCCUGCGGCCGGGUGGCGGCUAAGAGCCGGGAGAGCAUUGAGCCCGUUUGCAUCGGCCAUCUAUGCAGAUACAAACGCUCCAAUGGGCGUCGAUGCACGAGAACACCACUGAGUCUCGCUCAUGGCGACAUCGACCCUCUUGCGGGCUGGCUACCCAACACCGAGCAGUCGCCAUACUGCGAACGUCACGAGCGGCACAACUGCAUCGGGUUCCUUUACGAUGCUGUGCGGUGCCCCGAGGCAAAGACUGAAGGGAGGGAGUACUGCUCAGCUCAUGCAGCUACGCUGUGCAAAUGGAAAGCGAACGAUGGCUCGCUCGCGAUUGCAACCGAAGAAGGCCACGAAUGCCCCCAGCCUCGAUCUCGCUCGGCCAUAUUCUGCAAGAGCCAUCGUUGCGUCUGGAGAAACGGCGAAGGCAAGCAAUGCCCCAACACCUCCUAUCCCAACACCGGCGGUGUCUGCGCCCCUCACACUUGUGAGAAAGCCAACUGCGGAAACGGGGCCCUGGACGACUUGGACCGUUGCUCGGAGCAUGUGUGCGCAUUCCAGCGCCCUGAUCAGCCGAGCGAUUUUCCGGUUUGCCCCGGCGAGCCGAUCCAGGGGCAGCCUUUUUGUGAGCCCCACGACCGCUAUGUUCGGCUGUAUGAGCGGGUGAUGCUGGAUGGUUUUCUGUUGAAUAGGCCGGCAGUAUGGUAG
This is a messenger RNA of Chaetomium globosum CBS 148.51, 801 nucleotides long. RefSeq lists its product as uncharacterized. The transcript is spliced from 2 exons. The record is from RefSeq and is a predicted model, not a curated record. The coding region runs from base 1 to 801 and encodes 266 amino acids. Lineage: Eukaryota; Fungi; Ascomycota; Sordariomycetes; Sordariales; Chaetomiaceae.